This is a messenger RNA of Leguminivora glycinivorella, 4736 nucleotides long. Its product is annotated as nodal modulator 1. Gene Ontology annotation, molecular function: carbohydrate binding. The record is from RefSeq and is a predicted model, not a curated record. Lineage: Eukaryota; Metazoa; Arthropoda; Insecta; Lepidoptera; Tortricidae. Gene Ontology annotation, cellular component: endoplasmic reticulum membrane.
UGUGAUAUAUAAGCGAAAAUGGUUAAUUUUCUAGGUUUACGAAUUAUUUCCUUAAUUUAUUGUAUACCAUUAGUUGUAAAAUGUUACGGUAACGACAUAUUAGGAUGUGGUGGAUUUGUGAAAAGUCACGUUAACUUAGACUUCUCUAAAAUAGAAAUCGGAUUGUAUACCAAAGAAGGUAGCUUAAAAGAGAAGACAGAAUGCGCCCCAAACAACGGAUACUAUUUUCUGCCACUAUACGAGAAGGGUGAAUACGUGUUAAAGGUGCAUCCUCCUCCGGGCUGGAGCUUUGAGCCCUCUGAAGUCAACCUGAAUGUUGACGGUGUUACUGACCAGUGUUCUACCGGUCAGGAUGUAAACUUCUCGUUUAACGGUUUUGGUAUCACUGGGCUGGUGAUCACGGCGGGACAGAAGCAAGGGCCUGCGGGUAUUGCGGUCCAGUUGGUUAAUGAUAAAGGAGAAGUAAGGAACACUGUGACUUCUGCUGGUGGAGAUUUCCAUUUUACUCCAGUAAUUCCAGGAAAAUACACUGUGAAGGCAUCACAUCCAAGAUGGAAGCUAGACCCAUCUUCAGCUGUCGUCCAAGUGAAGGAAGGCAACACGGCCCUGCCUACAGGAGUGCUGGCAGUCAAGGGUUACGAUGUGAAGGGAACUGUCACAUCUAAUGGGAACUCUAUUAGUGGGCUCUAUGUGCUGCUGUAUUCUAAAGAGGAAAGCCCCAAACUCCGUGUUGAAGGCUGCAAGACUGCCCUCCUUCAGGGCGUCCCCGACUCUCCAAUCUGCCACUCUAUCACCGACAACAACGGGGAGUUCACAUUCGGCCUGGUGCCAGCCGGCGAGUACAAGUUACUGGCGCUGUCCAAGAGCCCCGGACAGGCGACUGUCAGCUAUAAUGUGAAGCCGGACAGUGUGCCUUUUACUGUGUUACAUGAUAGCCAGUAUAUCAAAAAUGCUUUUGAGGUGACGGGUUUCACGGUAAUGUCUUCAGUGGUAUCUACGGCGGGCGCAGGGUUGCCCAACGCACGCGUGUCGUUGGAUGGUAAAGCGGUUGGGAAGACAGAUGGUACUGGAAAAUACACCCUGCCGUUUCUGCAAAGUGGGACCUACACGAUCAGUGUCGAACAUGACCAAGCCCAAUUCGACGACAUCCAGCUAACGAUAUCUCCAACCGGCUCAGUCCGUAUUCCCGAAGCGCGCGUGACGCGCUGGCGCGUCUGCGGCACUGUCACUCCGCCCGCCGCACGACACGUUGUCGUUCGGGAUACCAGAGUAUCCGUGGACAACCAGGGUAAAUGGUGCACGUUCCUGCCCCCUGGCGUGUACAAUGCGAAAGUGGACGUGUCUGAGCAGGAACAACGAGAUGGACUGCAAUACUACCCGCUCUCACACAAAAUCACCGUAGCCCACUCAUCCGUUUCCGACAUCGCGUUUUCUCAACUGAAGGCUCUCGUGUCCGGCACGGUCCGGUGCCGGGCCGGCGCCACCGAGCUGCCGGUCACUCUUCGCACGUUAGCGCCGGACGGGAGCGUAGUGGGCAACCCCCUUACUACCACUGCUAAAGAUGGCAAAUACACCUUCAAAGACGUUCUCCCCGGCAGCGUAGAGCUAUCCGUACCAUCCGACAGACUUUGCUGGGCCGAAAGUGUUCACAACAUCGUGGUAACCCAGGAGACCGCUACAGUACCGGACUUUGUGCAGACUGGGCAUGUUUUGAGGGCUACCAGUUCUCAUAAGAUUGAGGUUGAUUACAUCAGUGACGACGGCUCAGAAAAAGGCACGUUAACCCUCCCAGCGGGCGCGAGCACGCACUGCGUAGGACAAGGGUUGCCCCGCAAGUACACGCUCACGCCGCGCGGCUGCCACCAGGUUAACCCGCCCACUGCCCGCGCAGACACCGGCGCUGAACACCCUCAGCCAAUAAACUUCAUCGCCGUAGCCCACUCCGUGGUUCUCCGCGUAACCUCCCCUGAACCAGUCAAAGACCUGGUGCUGAAGAUCGGAGCUGAUGGCCACGGUGCUCGCGCCAUUGGACCUCUGAAGGCUCAACCUAGGGCUGGAGGUGGAUACGUGUUUGAGCAUGAAAUGUUCAUGAAAGAGGGCGAAGUAGCAGUAGUUUCCGCAGAAUCCUCCACUCUCCUCUUCAGCCCAUCAGACCCACAACAAGUAGUCGGUUCCUCCGACUGUCAACCUCAGGCGUUGACCAUCCGCGCCGUCAAGGGCCUGUCUUUGGCUGGUCGUAUCAUACCCCCUGUGGCUGGAGUCACAGUCACUUUGACCUCAGAUGAUUUGGAGCUGACCCAGACUACAACGACCGCUGGCACCUACAGUUUCGGCCCUCUGGACGCGAGCAAACAAUACUCGAUCACCUGCUCCAAGGAUUCGUACGUGUUCGACGGGCCUAACGACGCCGGGGACGUCCGCGCUCACAAACUAGCCGAGAUUAUAGUGGAACUGGUGGAUGAUGCUGAUGGGAAACCUUUACAGGGUGCCCUAGUCUCUGUAAGCGGCGGUUCUUACCGUCGUAACCUGGUCUCCGGGGCUUCAGUCCUUCGCUUCAGCUCGCUAGCACCAGCCGAGUACUACGCCAAGCCUCUCAUGAAGGAGUACAAAUUCAGUCCCCCGCACGAGAUACUCACCGUGCAAGAGGGCCGUGAACACAAGCUGACUCUCAGAGGAGUCCGCGUUGCGUGGUCGUGUGUCGGUCAGCUUGUUUCCCUCGGUGGAGUGGGCUGGGCCGGGGCCACGGUCGUUGCCAAGGCAACAGGAAAGUGCGCCAGCGAGGAGGCUACUACCGAAGCUAAUGGAGCCUUCAGAAUACGCGGCCUUCUGCCCGGAUGCGUGUACACUCUGCAACUCAAGGACUCAUCCGCACCAGAGUUGGUCGGGCUCAAGCUCGUCAAGGCACCGUCUUCGAUUCAAGUGAAAAACAACCAAGACAUAACCGACGUCCAACUGAUCGCCAUCCAGCCGCAGCAAAUAACUGACACCAAUGUUCUUGUCUACACUCCCAACAUAGACCACUAUAAGACCCUACGUCUUACUUUAGCAUUGGAAACUACCCCGGAUGCUCCUAUAUAUUCCACCAAACUUGACAGCGCUGGAUACAGUCAAACUCUGAAUCCGGGUCUGAUGUACGUGUUACCGCGCCUGCCAGCCGAUAAUAAGACGUAUAUCGUGCAGUUAGAGUCCACUUUGUCUAAAGCGACGCAUAGCUAUGAGGAAGUGGUCGGUUAUUUCACCUCGGAUGGUCAGUUCAAGCAUUUCAAUUUGGAGUUUUUGCCGAAGGUGAAGUCCUCCGAGCAAGAGCUCCGUCAAACCUCCCUCCUAGUGGUCCCGCUGUUCCUCCUGGCCCUCCUCGCCUACCACCGGCGCGCCGCGCUGCUCGAGCACCUCACCGCGCUGGCGCCGCCAGCCAGCGCCCCGCGCCUACUAGACCUACUAGAGCGAGAGCUGACGUGUUAGACCAUGCCAGUAUAGACCAGAUUGUGAGCAGUGUUAAUGCUGCUGGUAAGAAGAAGAAACAGUAAGAUCCUGUUUGUAUUAUACCAACCAGCGACCAGCUCCUACUAGGCCUACUAGAGCGAGAGCUGACGUGUUGGACCACGCUAGUAUAGACCAGAUUGUGAGCAGUGUCAAUGCUGCUGUGAAGAAAAAGUAACAGUGAGAUCCUUGUGAGAUUCUCCCAUCACACUUUUUCUGUGCAUACGUUUUGGAUUUUCUCGACAUAGGGACGUUUUGAGCUACGGUCAUCAUUUCUACCUAAAACAAGUUUAUACAAAAAUACGAGUAUAUAUAUUCAAGUCACAGCUCUUGCCGACGCCAGUCAGCCGAGCCUACUAGAGCGAGAGCUGAUGUGUUAGACUACGCCAAUACAGAUUGUUAGCAGUGUUAAUGCUGCUGGGAAGAAGAAACAACAGUGAACAUUUUAGAUACCCUUGUGAAUUCUCCUAUCACACUUUUCCCGUACGUACGAUUUUCUCAACAUAGGGAUGUUUUUAACUACGUCAUCCUUUCUCACAGCGAGUCACAGAUCUCGCCACCACAAGUUAACGACUCACGCUUGCCAGGCCUACUAAGUCGAGACUAGUAUAGACCGAAUUGUGAGCAGUGUUAAUACUGCUGAAAGAAAGACACAGACAAUUUUAUAGUUUAAAACAUCCCGUCUCAACUUAUCUCCUAUUUUAUGUUGUAAUACGAGUAUAAUGACGUAGCUAAUUCAGUGGUUUCCUCUAUUCGACUUUUUACAACGUCAUUAUUUUGGCAAAGUAAUGAAAUCAAUUAGUUGAAUCGAGUCGCGCAUUUCUAGUACAGUUAAAUUUUAACACGUAUAGAUCGCCUUAUUUAGGCAAAUAAGCGUUACGAUUUUAACCUGCAAAUUGAUAUAUCAUACACGUUUUUAAAUACUGCCCUGUAAUAUCCAUUCAUACUACAAUAGUAGGUAUGCAUUCCUCUUAAAAUUAUGUGUGUAGGUGCAAAAAAAGUACAUAUUAAAAUAACCGUUACCGAGUGUCAAGUGGUAUUACGAAUUUUUACAUGUAAGCUAGUUUUAAAUUGCAUGAAAAGACUUAACCGUUUUAUAUUUUCUCAAAUAGUAAUUUAUUUAAAUCUUUUUUUUUUAAUGGUGAACGAAUGAAUUGAACAAUUUUAAAGGUUAUUAUGUUUUAAUUUAUGUAGAUGCAUUUAUGUUCAGGUGGUGUGUUUUUAAUUAUGUCAAAUAAAAUGGUCAGUUGAAGUAA